ACAGUCGCUAUCGCACAUCAAUUUAAAAAUCAAAAGUCUUUGUUUCUAUUUAUAUUAUAUACAUUGCGUAUUCAGUUCAUAAAAAACACAUUUAAUCUUUAAUUAUGUCUGCAGUAACAAAAGGUAUUUACAUUGUCGCUGCAAAGCGCACAGCUUUUGGCACUUUUGGUGGAUCCUUGAAGAACAUUAACCAGACUCAAUUGCAAACUACCGCGGCGAAAGCGGCUCUGGAUGCUGCAGGAUUGAAGGGCGAACAGGUAGACACCGUCAUCGUGGGUAAUGUCAACGCGUCAACCUCCUCGGAUGGAAUUUAUGUGCCUCGCCAUGUGGGUCUCAAUUGUGGCGUGCCAAUAGAGAAACCAGCACUGGGCAUCAAUCGUCUGUGCGGCUCUGGUUUUCAAUCAAUUGUAAAUGGCGCCCAGGACAUUUUGGUGGGUGGUGCUAAGGUAGCGCUCACUGGCGGCGUGGAGAACAUGUCGCAGAGUCCUUUUAUUGUUCGCAACGUGCGCUUUGGAACCACUCUUGGCGCACCCUACAACUUGGAAGAUGGAUUGUGGGCUGGCUUAACCGAUACGUACUGCAAGCUACCUAUGGCUUUAACAGCUGAGAAUUUGGCGGAUCAGUAUAAAAUUUCACGCGAGCGUGUGGAUGAAUUCUCAUUGAAUUCACAAAGGAACUGGGAAAAGGGCCAGAAAGAGGGUGCAUUCAAUGCGGAGAUAACGCCAAUUAAAUUGAAGGUCAAGGGCAAGGAAGUUGAUUUUGUCAUUGAUGAGCAUCCACGUCCCAAGACUACACUCGAGGGUCUCGCCAAGCUACCAUCUCUAUUCAAGAAAAACGGCGUCGUUACUGCCGGUACAGCUUCUGGCAUUUGCGAUGGUGCCGCUGCUGUGGUCAUCGCUUCGGAAGAAGCAGUCAAGGAGUAUAAUCUGAAGCCCUUGGCGCGCCUGGUUGCGUUCUCGUUUGUGGGCGUGAACCCCGAGAUUAUGGGCAUUGGCCCCGUGCCUGCCAUUCAAAAUGUUUUAAAAGUAUCCGGAAAGAAGCUGGAGGACAUUGAUCUGAUUGAGAUCAAUGAAGCCUUUGCUGCCCAGACCCUUGCCUGUGCCGAUGCUCUGAAAUUGGACCCAUCCAAGUUGAAUGUAAAUGGAGGAGCCAUUGCCUUGGGUCAUCCCCUGGGAGCCAGUGGAUCGCGCAUAACUGGCCACCUUGUUCACGAGUUGCAGCGCAAGACACUGAAGUAUGCCAUUGGAUCUGCUUGCAUUGGUGGCGGUCAGGGUAUCGCUUUGCUGGUGGAGUCCGUUUAAUCUACUUUUGAAAUGCUUCACUCACUUUCCUGCAUUUAUAGUUAGCUUAAGCAUUUAGUUCGAUUUCGAUAUGCAAAAUAAAAAAAAUUAUUGACUGACUGCAA
Scaptodrosophila lebanonensis is the source of this 1405-nucleotide messenger RNA. RefSeq names its product 3-ketoacyl-CoA thiolase, mitochondrial (gene yip2). The transcript has 5 exons. The record is from RefSeq and is a predicted model, not a curated record. Bases 105 to 1301 code for a protein of 398 amino acids. Lineage: Eukaryota; Metazoa; Arthropoda; Insecta; Diptera; Drosophilidae. Gene Ontology annotation, biological process: fatty acid beta-oxidation. Gene Ontology annotation, molecular function: acetyl-CoA C-acetyltransferase activity.